This is a messenger RNA of Blepharisma stoltei, 2148 nucleotides long. The record is from the annotation of a GenBank genome assembly. Lineage: Eukaryota; Ciliophora; Heterotrichea; Heterotrichida; Blepharismidae.
AUGGAAUCCUGGUAUUCAAGUGCGUCAAUAGAGGAAGUUAGAAGAAUGGCCUUAAGUGGUCAUUUAAGACACCGCUUUAUAGCAUGGCAAGUUAUGCUCGGCAUAUUUUAUGGGUCUGUUGACAACUGGGUGCUGAUAACUCAUAAGCACAGGCUGGAUUAUAAUAGAAAAAAGGCUGAAUUGAUUCCAAAGAAAAUUUUAGGCCAAGACAUAAUACUUGAUAACCCUCUUUCAAAUAAUGCCCAAGUAAUCUCUAACUAGACAGAGCCCCUGGUAUACUCAUUUUAAGAACCAAGAAAUGCGAGUUUGAGAAUGAAGACAAAAAAUAAAAAAAUAUAUGAAAUGCUGAAAUUUAGCAUUAAAAUUAAUAAAUAAGAUGAGAACCAAGAAAUCCGAAGAAUUAUCAGAAUUGAUGUGGAUAGGACUUUCCAAAAAUACCAAUUUUUCCAGCAAGAAAGAAACAAAGCAUACCUAGAAAACACUUUAUUCGUUUGAAGCAUGACCCACACCUUAGGAUAUAACCAAGGCUUCAAUGAGCUAAUGGCUGUUAUAUUAUAUGCAGGCCUUUCCGAUGAAGAAACCCCAGAUAAUUUAAUUAGCCAUGAAAACAUCGAAGCAGACUGUUAUACAAUAUUUUCUAAAUUAAUGGAUACAGGCAUUGCUAAUAUGUUUAUACAAAAACUCUCAAGGCCAAAACUCAGGGAUAAUGCGCUAGAUGAAAUCGCAACUGUCGAUAGAUCAUCAGAGAAUGAUUUAUCAGAAAUGAUCAGAAGAUGCCACUACGUAUUUCACAGAGUUUUGCAGGCAACUGAUCCAGAGCUAUAUCAUCAUAUAUUGAAAUAUAAAUAUGAGCCUCAGCUGUUUUUGGUAAGAUGACUGAGAUGCAUGCUGAGUCGAGAAUUUUCACUGAACCAAACUCUUAUUGUUUGGGACACGAUUUUUGCGUGCCAUGACUUGAAAAGUAGGGAUUUUGAGUUGCUUAAUUAUAUAUGUGCAGCUAUGCUUUCCUCAGAUAGAGAAUGCUGUAAAUGAUAUUUAGUGCUGAGCAAAAGGGAUUCUGAUUUAUUGCAAGAAUUAAUGAAUCCAGUUCCUAUUGAAGAUAUUAAAGGAAUACUACAAAUUGCUAUGAGAUAUCUUACUCCCCCCCAGUGAAAAAAAAAAUUUGUUCAUUCAUGGAGGGGGUUAAUUUUUUUUUAAAAAAAUAAUAUAUAAAUUUUAUAAAAAAUAUUUUUUUUCAAAAUUUAAAAAAAUCCUAAUUAGCAAAAAUUGGAACGCAAAUAGUUACUUAAUUUAUAAAAUUUAUGUUUUAAAAAGCAAUUCGUUUAAAAUUAAACAGAAUUAGCUCUAGAUUUCAUUAUAAUAAUUAUCAUUUAUAUAUCAAAAAUUUUUUCUAUAAAAAAUUUUUCUAUUAAAAAAAUUUUUUUGUUGACUCACGGAGGGUGGGUUUUUGGGCAAAAAAUGCCGAUUUUUCUAAUGGUUUUGUUCACUCACGGAGGGGGGGAGUUAGAGAGAAGCCUGAUAAUAAAGUCAGCUAUACUCCACAUCAAGGAUCCAAUAUUUUUACUUCUUCAUUAAAAAUGCUAUAUGAUUUGGUGACAACGAGAAUUGGGCCUCCGAUUGCACCAGUUGUUAAAAUUACAGAAAUUCCUAAAAAUGAAAAAGAAAUUACUCUGGAAAGUAUGCUAAAAAUUACAAAGCAGGUCAAGGCUAUGAUUAAAAAACAAAAAACAGAGUAAGGCUUAUUUACUUCCCACCUUAAAUUUUAAAAAAAAUUCUGUCCAAACUCAUUUAUUAAUUUUUUAAAUUUUCCUUUAUAAAAAAAAAUUUAUAAAUAUUAAAUAAAAUAUUUUUGUAUUUUAAUUUAUUUUAUGAAGAAUUAAUUUAAAAUAUAAAUCAAUUCAACGUGAAAACUGCUUAUAUAAUAUUCUACUUGUACUUUUUCCUUCAAAUUAGGUUAAAACUAAUUUUAUAAAAAUCAGUAUUAAUUUUUCUAUUGCAAUUUAAAGGGAUUAAAGUAUCCAAAAAAUGGAAAUUUUACCUAUAUUUUUUCCUUUUUAAAAGUGAGGAGUUAGAAAAGAAAUAGACGAAAAUGAGAUACGAAAAGCCAUUAGAUUACUAAAAAUCAUGCUUGACUAUAAUGAAGAUUAA